CUAGUUUACCUUCUCCUCUUGGAAGUUAACGAUUGGCGAGAUCUUGGCUGCGUUAUUGACACAACACUUUCUAUUGAUAGAAAUAAGUAGUGAUUGUCCCCGAGUCAUUGGUGCGCCAAGAACUCUGCGAUGGGCUGGCAGGAGUCCAUUGGGCUGGGCAGGCAGGUUCGGCUGGUGAUGCUGGGGAGGAGGAGGAGGAGGAGGCUACUGGUGGUGAUGGUGCCCGUCCCCCUCUCCGCAGGUCUGUGACAAGCAGGGAACAAGGCAACGGACGGCGCAGCCAGCCCCGGCUGACGGACGCUGGCGACUCAGACAUGGACAGUAGCUGCCACAACGCGACUACCAAAAUGUUAGCGACUGCUCCAGCUCCGGGCAACAUGAUGAGCACGUCCAAACCCUUGGCUUUCUCCAUUGAACGAAUCAUGGCGCGCACCCCCGAGCCCAAGGCCCUGCCAGUCCCCCACUUCCUGCAGGGAGCCUUACCCAAGGGGGAACCCAAGCACUCUCUGCAUCUCAACUCGUCGAUCCCUUGCAUGAUCCCCUUCGUGCCUGUGGCGUACGACACGAGCCCCAAGGCAGGAGUGACGAGUUCCGAGCCGCGGAAGGCCAGUCUGGAGGCCCCGGCUGCGCCUGCGGCGGUGCCCUCGGGGCCGGCAUUCAGCUGCAGCGACCUGCUCAACUGCGCACUGAGUCUCAAGGGCGACCUGGCCCGCGACGCGCUGCCGCUUCAGCAGUACAAGCUGCCAAAAACGUAUUUAGCCGAAAGGAAUAAACUGGUGGUCCCGGCGGUGGAGAAAUACCCUUCUGGAGUAGCGUUCAAAGACCUGUCCCAGGCUCAGCUGCAGCAUUACAUGAAAGAAAGCGCCCAGCUUCUGUCGGAAAAAAUCGCGUUCAAAACCUCGGACUUCAGCCGAGGCUCUCCUAACGCCAAGCCCAAAGUUUUCACUUGCGAAGUGUGUGGAAAGGUCUUUAAUGCGCACUAUAACUUAACCCGUCACAUGCCAGUGCACACAGGAGCCAGACCCUUCGUUUGCAAAGUGUGCGGAAAAGGUUUCAGGCAAGCAAGCACCCUGUGCAGGCACAAGAUCAUUCACACGCAGGAAAAACCUCACAAAUGUAACCAGUGUGGCAAAGCAUUUAAUAGAAGUUCCACUUUAAACACUCAUACCCGAAUACACGCGGGCUACAAACCGUUUGUGUGUGAAUUCUGUGGCAAAGGGUUUCAUCAAAAAGGGAAUUACAAAAACCACAAGCUGACCCACAGCGGGGAGAAGCAGUUCAAGUGCAAUAUCUGCAACAAGGCUUUCCACCAGGUUUACAACCUCACUUUCCACAUGCACACCCACAACGACAAGAAGCCUUUCACCUGCCCCACGUGUGGCAAGGGUUUCUGCAGGAACUUUGACCUCAAGAAGCAUGUCCGCAAGCUGCACGACAGCAGCCUAGGGCUGGCCCGCACGCCAGCUGGCGAACCAGGCACUGAACCGCCGCCCCCGCUACAGCAGCCGCCGCCGGUGACGCUGCCUCCUCUGCAGUCGCCGCUGCCAACCCCCGGGCCCCUGCAGCCCGGGCUCCACCAGGGCCACCAGUGAUCGAGGCCAGGGUUCCUCCCAGCCUCCGCCGGGCCCCCACGCUGAGACAGCGGCAGACUAGAGCUCGUGGUCCGAGUUCCUCUGCAGACCCCGGCGCAUGUUGGGCCCCACACUUUAGGGCCAACCAGAAGCCUCUGCGUCCCUUGGCCUUUCGCCUCUUGCAUGCACCUGCUAAAUGGUUUUGUGUAUUAUAUUCUAUAUAGGCACUAACAAUUAUGAAAAACUUGGAGGGUUUUGUUUGUUUUCUGUUUUUCUUUUAAUUUGGAAAGACUUUUCAUCUUGGGUGAGGAGAUGGUGUUUGUUUUGUUUUGUUUUGUUUUGUUUAAACAAAUUUCUUCUAUAUUUAUUGAGAUCUGUAUUAUUCUACCCGGGAAUGCUGCAUCAUUUUAAUUUUAUUAUUGUAUAUAUUUCCAUUGUGUUGAUUCUCCCGUCUCAAGAUGUCUGCAGGAUGUUUAUCAUUUCCUCCUUUCCUGAAGUAACGAAACACUGUGUGUAUGUCAUCUAUACACACAUAGAUGUGUGCGCCCAUAGGGGUAUAUUCCACAUUCGUGAGCACACACACAUACACAUUAGAUAAGGGUGGUUCAUUAUGGAUGAUUUUGAAUUUUGUUUUGAUUAUUGCACGUGAAAAUUGAUUCAUUGACUGUUGGAAAUAAAUACUUGGAACAUGCUUAUUUAAUC
This is a messenger RNA of Rhinopithecus roxellana (golden snub-nosed monkey), 2273 nucleotides long. It is a transcript of the gene FEZF1, whose product is annotated as FEZ family zinc finger 1. The transcript has 5 exons. Gene Ontology annotation, cellular component: nucleus. Bases 315 to 1592 code for a protein of 425 amino acids. Lineage: Eukaryota; Metazoa; Chordata; Mammalia; Primates; Cercopithecidae. The record is from RefSeq and is a predicted model, not a curated record.